Molecule: messenger RNA, 594 nt
Organism: Thlaspi arvense
Lineage: Eukaryota; Viridiplantae; Streptophyta; Magnoliopsida; Brassicales; Brassicaceae
Source: the annotation of a GenBank genome assembly
AUGGCUGCCUACACAUUCCAACUGAGACGAGCGGAGCCGCCGGGUUUUUCGUUUCAGAUAGUAAACACGAACUUGGAUGAAAUCAGUCCUCGUGCCCGUAGGCGAAGUGCUUUGCUCACAUGGCAACACAUAGCAUCAUUACCUCCCACCUUGCCCGUUGUGUACUGUGGUGGUUUCAACACACAGAAAGAAUCAACAACCGGGCGAUUUCUGUUGGGCAGAUCCAGAGAGCACGGUGUGGUAGGGGACAUGAGAGACGCAUGGCCAAGUGCCCGAGUACGAAAGAAUGUCGCCCUCAUAAGAACUUAUCACGAUUUCAAAGGUGACAAGCAGGGAACGGUCGAGUUCUUGAAGCUAAUAUUCAGAGCUCUAUGCCUCUGCUGGGACCGACAGACACAAGAUCUACACACGGAUUGGAUACUGUACAGAGGUAGGUCUAUAGUUCCCGUGAUGUGUGAGGUGGUAAAUGAUAAAAUCGACGAGUUGUAUCCUUCGUCUCACUACCCUGUGUUCGCUGAGUUUAUGCUUCCUCGUUCUGUAAGAAUGCUUGAACCCACUCCUCCUGUUCCUGCUCCUGCUCAAGAGGAAAGCUAG